Messenger RNA from Solanum verrucosum, 1766 nucleotides. RefSeq names its product trihelix transcription factor PTL-like. NCBI's taxonomy places the organism in Eukaryota, Viridiplantae, Streptophyta, Magnoliopsida, Solanales, Solanaceae. The coding region runs from base 186 to 1766 and encodes 526 amino acids. The record is from RefSeq and is a predicted model, not a curated record. The transcript has 2 exons.
AAUGGGUCCAUUUUUUCCAGUACUACUCCUUUUUCAUACUCAAAUGCAAAGCUUUUUUCUCUAAAGAACACGAUUCAAAUCUAACUCCUCCGCUCCCCCCUCGAAAUUUCUGAAUAUAUAUAGAGUUUGAACCAAAAUUACUGGAUUUCAAAUGAGUGACGACUCAUAAGAUUUGAUUUGUUGAAAUGGAAGAUCAAUAUGGAAUGGCAGAUCUAAGACAAUACAUGAACGGUGGGCGUUCGAUUUUCGGUUCGAUCCAACAAGUACCACCAGAGUUGUUACCUGCUACUUCUCACCAGCAACAACAACAACACAGGAAUCUCGGGCCGGGCCAUCACCAGUAUGAGAUGGUGAUGGGACUGGCCCAAGUUCCUUCGUCUUCAUCUGGUCACGGGCUUACUACUCCACAUCACCACCACCACCAACAUGAGUUCCUUACGGACUUGAGUACUCCUGUAGCUGUAGCUGCUACAGCUACAGCUACAGGAACUGCUACUACGAGUGCCGGAUUUAGUGGAAUGGAUCAGAUGGAGACUGGUGGUGGUGGUGGUGGAGACGGAAGCGGACGGUGGCCGAGACAAGAGACACUUACACUACUUGAAAUCAGAUCAAGAUUGGAUUCAAAGUUCAAAGAAGCUAAUCAAAAAGGACCCUUAUGGGAUGAAGUUUCAAGGAUUAUGUCUGAGGAACAUGGAUACCAAAGGACUGGAAAGAAAUGUAGAGAGAAAUUUGAGAACUUGUACAAGUACUACAAGAAAACUAAAGAGGGUAAAGCUGGAAGACAAGAUGGAAAACACUAUCGAUUUUUUCGACAACUUGAAGCUUUAUAUGGUGAAACAAGCAAUAAUAUUUCAACGGAAGUUCUUCAUCAGGGAAGUCAUUUUCCUUAUAAUUCCGUUAAUAACAACAUGAAUCAAGAUCCUCAUAAUUAUCAUGACCACGUCCAUCAAGCUCCUAAGAUAUCCGAUAGCAUGAGUCUAUCUAAUUCAUGUGAAUUCAAUACGACUUCCUCAGAUGAUAGUGAUCAAGAGAAGAAGAAGAAGAGGAGGGGGAAGAGGAGUUUAAAGGCGAAGAUAAAAGAUUUCAUUGAUGGACAAAUGAGGAAGUUGAUGGAGAAACAAGAAGAAUGGUUGGAGAAAAUGAUGAAAAUGAUUGAACAUAAAGAACAAGAAAGGAUAUUGAGAGAAGAAGAAUGGAGGAAUCAAGAAACGAUUCGUAUGGAAAGGGAACAUAAAUUUUGGGCUAAUGAGAGGGCAUGGAUAGAAACACGUGAUGCUGCUUUGAUGGAGGCUGUGAACAAGCUAAGUGGUAAAGAUUUAAAGAGUAAUCUUGAUGAAGAAAUGGUUGACCAACACUGGCCUGAUGGUGAAAUAACUAGGUUAAUACAACUUAGGACUAGCAUGGAAUCAAGAUUUCAACAAUUGGGAAUUUCAUCAUCAAUAGAUGAUCAUGAUCAUGAUCAUGUAUUAUGGGAAGAGAUUAGUGCAAAAAUGGCAAUUUUGGGAUAUGAAAAAAGUGCUACAAUGUGCAAGAAAAGAUGGGGUAGCAUCAAUAGUUACCUAAUGAAGUGCAACAAGAAAAGAAAAGAACAAAAUUCAACAAGUUUGUUAUGUUACAAUAGUAAUGUACAAAUCAACAAUCAAUAUUAUGAAGCUGAUGGAUCAUCAUGUUUUAGGUACUUAAUGGGAGAUCAUCAUCAAAACUUAUGGGAAAAUUAUGAAUUCAAAUUAAGCAAAGGUGGUGAUGGUGGUGGUGGAAAUAAUUGA